This is a messenger RNA of Rangifer tarandus platyrhynchus (Svalbard reindeer), 291 nucleotides long. Lineage: Eukaryota; Metazoa; Chordata; Mammalia; Artiodactyla; Cervidae. The record is from the annotation of a GenBank genome assembly.
AUGAAUCGCCCGUUUCUGGCUGAGCCCGAAUGGCUGGGUUUGGUUGAUGUGACCUUCCUGCCACUUGCUUUAGCAAGUCGGACCCACGGGGUGGGGCUCAGCCUCCGGCCUCGACGGGAGGCAGGGCAGUCACCUGGGCAAGCGCGGGGCUCAGAAAGUGCUGAGAAACGGGGCCCCUGCGCGGGGGAGCUGCUGGGAGACCCGGGCACCACACUGAUCUCAGCCAACGGGACCACCAGGAUUAGCCCGACGUGUCUCGGAGGUCUCUCAGAGGCUGCUCGACGUCAGUAA